This is a messenger RNA of Drosophila subpulchrella, 4638 nucleotides long. RefSeq names its product probable maleylacetoacetate isomerase 1. Lineage: Eukaryota; Metazoa; Arthropoda; Insecta; Diptera; Drosophilidae. The record is from RefSeq and is a predicted model, not a curated record. Gene Ontology annotation, biological process: glutathione metabolic process; L-phenylalanine catabolic process. The coding region runs from base 91 to 819 and encodes 242 amino acids. Gene Ontology annotation, cellular component: cytoplasm; mitochondrion. Gene Ontology annotation, molecular function: glutathione transferase activity; maleylacetoacetate isomerase activity. The transcript is spliced from 3 exons.
GUGCAUUGAUUCGCUAUCAAUUAGUAUACAGAUUUUUUCAUCAACCUAUCUUAUUUCGGAUCGUACAGAAAAUUAAAUAUUAUUUCAAAAAUGGCCUACAAAAGCCUACAACUAAUGCAAAUAUGCAGAUCUCCUGGAUCAACGAUUUUAUUUCGAAGUAUGUCAACAAAUUCGAAGCCCCUCCUUUAUUCUUUGUGGUCGAGCUCUUGUUCUUGGAGAGUCCGCAUAGCACUGGUGAUUAAGAAGAUUGAUUACGAAGUUAAACCGACUUCUUUAACAAGGACGGUGAGCGAUCAUGCAUAUACAGAUGAAUAUAGAAAAGUAAAUCCCAUGCAGAAGGUUCCGUCCUUAAAAAUUGAUGGACACACGCUGUGCGACUCGGUGGCUAUAAUGCACUACCUAGAGGAAACUCGCCCUCAACCUGCUCUCCUGCCCCAAGAUCUUGUAAAAAGAGCAAAGGUCCGGGAAAUUGUUGAGCUUAUAUGCUCGGGCAUUCAGCCGCUGCAGAAUAUUGCAGUACUGGACCAUAUAGGCAAGGAUCAGGGUUUGAAAUGGGCACAACAUUGGAUCACCCAUGGAUUUCAAGGUCUGGAAAAGAUACUUUCCCAAUCGGCGGGCCAGUUCUGUGUGGGAGAUGAGCUUACCAUGGCGGAUCUUUGUCUUGUGCCGCAGGUUCGCAAUGCUAGAAGAUACAAAGUUGACUUGAGUCCAUAUCCAACUAUAGUUCGUUUAAAUCAAGAACUACAACUACUGAAUGUUUUUAAAUCUACUCAUCCCAGUACUCAGCCCGACUGUCCACCGGAGUUUCUUAAGAAAUAAACAAAUCCUACAAGAUGUUCAUAUAAAUUCUUAAAAAAGUUCCAACAGAUAUCGAUUAUUAAACAGCCUUCUAUAACCCAGAACCAAAUCGAAGUAAAACUUCAUUGAAUUAUAAUAUAAUUUUUAUUAGUUUUGUCAUUUUUAUAUAAUCGUUCUUAAAUGUGUAAUGUGUAAUUCACGUAAUUCAUUUAUGUACCGUCCUAACUUUGCGUUUCUAAUUUUCCAUCCUGGAUGCGGAUCUUUAUAAUGUUUCUGUGUAUGUAGUAUGCACUUAUUGGCUUUCCUGGUUGGAGUUGUGUCUCUGUGGUUGUGUCUGCGUGUGUAUAUAUGUAUUCAACAAAUUUUACUAUAAAUACUAUUACAUACAUACAGAUGCGCCGUACGCAUUACAUAACAUAACCAUUACAUUCGAUAUACAUGCAUGUUCUGUACUGUAUCUAACAUCGGUACCGAUCGAUCGCCUACCUAGCUUAGCUUUCAUUUUAUUGUUGGCCGUUUAGUUCGCCAUUACCGUAAAGUUUUAGUCGCAAUCUGCAUUAUAAUCGUCAUUUUCAUUUUCAUUUUCAUUUCGAUUUUCAUUUUUUGUUCGAGUAUGAUUCACUUGGGGUUAUAUAGCUAUGCAUAUAUAUGUAUGUAGAGAGGAGUAACUGUUUGCAUACUUUUCGUUCGCAAUUGUACAAGUUUUCUUAUCGUUUCGUUAAUUGCAAAAAUUAUGUUUUUCGAUUUGUUAAAACUUGAAUGAGCUACUUUAAAGAAUCUUCUUGUAGGGAUACCUUUUGAUUUAAUUGUUUAAAGAUUUCACUAGACUAUUUUUUCUGUUACUUGUCUUACUUUUUGGUUUUUGUUCUUUCAAAUCUAUACCUCGUAAAAUGAAAUUGAUAAAUAAAGAAAACCUACUUUAUACCGUGGUUAUGUGUGAUCUUUUCCCAUUGCGAUUUUCAAAUGCUAAAUGAAUAAAUCUAUAAAAUCGUUUGCUUUGCUACUUGAUUUUUAAAAAACUUCAAUUGAUUAUACUUUGUAAAUAGAGCAUAACUAAAUAUCGUUGAUUUCAUUUUGCAUUUAUUUUGUUUACUUCAAUUAGGACACGUUCACGUUCCUUUUUAUUUUGGGUUCAUUUGCACUCAGAAAGGGAUUUGGUUUGCUAAAAUUUUAUUUAAAUAUUUUGCUAAUAUGUAUAAGUAAAACUUGUUUCUCUGCGCAAUGUAUUUUCGUUCUUAUAUCGGCUAUUUAAACACGAUUCGCUACAUGCUCCACAAUAAUCGCGCAAACCGAAUCGCUGGAUCGGUUUGCCACGUUAUUUUUUUGGAGCCUCCAUUUUUUUCGCACCUAGGUUAAUAUUACAUUCGCUUAGCCUAUAUAGGCGGCAUUGUAUUUACAUACAUUUAAAUACUCUAUAUACGUUAAUUUGUUUACACCUUCCGACUUCAUUUCUCAUUUUGUCAUUAUUAUUAUCACAGUCAAAUCAUAAAAGAUUUAGUACUUUUACUUUUGAAUGAGUUUCCAUGAUGUUUGCUUUUUGCUAAUGUUCCGCGCUUUCGAAUGACCAUAUCGAUCAGUGUCAAUAUCGUUAUUAUUAAUUCUUGUCUAUAUAAACCUAUUGAGAGAUCGAAAAGUGUGGCUGCUGCUGCUGUUCGUAAUUCCUAUAGUGUGCACCGGGAUUUGACGUUGAGUGAAGAGUGUGUGCUAGUGUUUCUCAACCAGGGAUCUCCUAAGUAACUCCCAAGGGGGUCCCAAGGUAAUGCUAUCGAAUCAAUUAUUUGAAAUUCUAAUCGCUUGUAUAAAAUAAUUCCUACAUGUUGAGCGAAAUGUUGGACUUUCGGGGAUCUGUUGCUCUUGAUAUUGGCCAGAUAUCGUGAAGGCCGUAAUUUCUAUGUAACUUUUGUUUCUGUUCUCUAAGGUACUCACGUAUGCAACUUCUUAGGUUUUUGGUUGCGAAAGUGUUUAAGUGAAGAAGACUCGAAAAUUCGAUUUUUACUUGUUACGAUCCGAAAGUUAAUAUUCUUUUUCCGUUAACUAUUUUGUACACUGAAUAAGAUUGCAUUUAUAUAUGGUGUUGUUGGUUUUUUCACUAUGACUGUGAUGCAGUUUUAUGAGUUAUGACUUAGGCUAGGAUCAUUUAACGGCAUUACGUCUACGCUUUUUCUCCAGCACCUCCAAUACUGCACAGCAAUAUCUGGUGCAUCGGUUUCUUCGAUUUUCGAUCAUUGAGAGAGUUUAAAAUCUUUUCGGCUACUUUACAUAUUUUUGAUGUAGACCCAUGUGUGCUAAAUGAAACUGUGCCAAAUGGAAACGCAGGUAAAUAAAUAUUUUUUGGGGUCCGUGCCGAGCUGCACUGAUCGAUGAUUUUUUUGGGAAAGUGAGGCCCUGCACGGACCUUUUUUCGGGGUACUGGGUUCUUUUGUUUCAAUCGUUAAACCGCUUUUAUUUGCUUGAAUUAAUUAAUAUUAAUUUUAUUUAUCACACUAACGACUACGUUUUAUACUUUUAGUGUAUGUGUAUAUAUAUAGUAUUUAAUAUUUUACUAAUGUUGUAUGCUUCUGUUGUGGUUGCUGAAUGAACGUCUCUCCGUAGCCGGGUCGGCCAAUCCGAUAGAUUUAUACAUACAAUGCUAUAUGAGGUUAUAUAAUGAUUCAGUUAGUUCUCCGAUUCGAUUCUCCGACCUAUCAAUACCAGCAAAGUUCGCAUCAAAUCGCAAACAUAUCAUUUCAUUUACGUUCUGCUCUGCUCGACUGCCAUGUACGUUUACGAUUUUUAGUAUAUGUAGGUAUACAUACAGGUAUAUGCAUAUGGGGGGGGGGUGUGUACAUUUAUAAUAUAAUGCAUAGGCAUCGUAAUGUUUAAUUGUUCUAAUAACAGUGUGGGUGGCAAAGCAUAACAAAUUAUAAUAAAGUUACUUCGCUUUUUGUCGCUUUAAGUAUGUAGUUAUGUAUGUAUGUAAUAUAUGUAUGUACUAUACGAGAUUUGAUUGAUAAAUUGAACUCCUCUUUACAUAUUUGUAUUUUAGCAACAUACGGAUUUCAUUUCGAAGAGCAAAACACAUUGCCACUUCGCGUUUUCUUGUUGUUCUUGUUGGGUUUUUUCUUUAAACGUUCAAAGUCGAAUUUGAAUUACUUUAGAUAUUUAUGUAUUGUAUGUAUAUAGUUAAUAAAAGUUGCUUUUAUGUUUACUACUUUAACACUAAUAGACUCCGUCGUUGAAAUAACAGCUGUAUUACUUUCUUUUCCCUACCAUCUAUCCAUUCCUCCAUUGUUAUUGUUAUAGAUGCCUUUCAAUAUAUAAUUUAAUAAAACUGCUGAACCCGUGUGUGUAGUACUGGUGAACAGAACUUAAUGCGCACGUCCUUCCAAAGUUUUCUAGUUUCGUAUGAUUGCAGUGGAUAGUUAGUUGGAUAGUUGGUGUUCUGGGAGGGGGUGGCGAUAUAGAGGAUGAGUUGCAUGACAAAUGUGCCUGAUAAGUGGAUUCGUGGGUGCCAGUGGCAGUAACAGUUGUAUUUGUGUCGAUGGUAAGCACAAAGCAAUCAUGCGGCCUAAUGGUGCAACUUGGAUUUGGGGCAGACUGGGUUGCUAGGGCCACCCACAUACCAUUUCUAGAUUUUUUGGUGUUUUUUUUUCUCGCGGAUGUGGAUGUGGGCCUGCGGGUUGCGUGAAGCUUCAAUUUGUACAGCAAAUAACAAACGCAUUCAAACAAUAAAAUCCAAACAAGCAUAAACACGUCGAAAGCGGGACGCGGGUUACCGGAACCGAUGGGAUCGGAUCUGACUCUCAUCCGAUCGGUUCGACAGCCCCGAUAAUCUCCAUUUUCCAUUUUCUCAUCUUCCCC